AUGGGCCCCCGUCCGUCGCACCCGCUGCCCACCCCCCUAAGGCGGCCCUGCAGCGUCUUCAUCUUGGAUUCGAGGGCAACCUCCCACGUAGUCGGAGACGUGUCAUUAUUCUCGCCGUCGUUCAGGUCCAGAACGCCCACUACUACAGCAGGCAGCCCCGCCGCCGCUUACCAGGCGCACGACGGGAGGGUCCUCACCGUCGCCGGCGUCGGCACCGUGUCCUGCGACAACCACCGUGUCGCCUACGCGCGGUGUGUCCCGGACCUCUGUACCGGACUCAACCUGGUCUCCGUGCAGCAGCUUGCUGACUGCGGCUACCUCGUCAUGUUCGGCGGCGGCCAGUGCUCUGUCAUGGAGCAGAGCAGCGGUAAAAUCACCGGGAAAGGGCGGUUGCACGCCGACGAUAGCCUGUACCACCUCGAGUUCCUCGACAUCCCACACGACAAAACCUGUGAAGAUAGCACGCCAACAUGA
Miscanthus lutarioriparius is the source of this 474-nucleotide messenger RNA. The record is from the annotation of a GenBank genome assembly. Lineage: Eukaryota; Viridiplantae; Streptophyta; Magnoliopsida; Poales; Poaceae.